GCAGGGUUAUUUUCAUACAUGUAUGUAACAGGAUGUUAAAAACUUUAAGGCUCCAUUCCAUGGACAACGAUCGUGCCAAUUCCAUAAAUAUUCAGAUAGCUUUGAAAUAACUUUAAGAUCACAGACAGUUUUUGGAAAUUUCACUAGAAAUGCAACAAAAAAGUUUUUUUGCACUGCUCCUGUCACUCGUGUUAUUGUGAGGCAGCUGUCCGUAAGGCCUAUUAGCCUGUGCCUGUCCAUCAGUUUUUUUCCACAGUUCCACAAGGAAAGGGUACAUCUUAGUGUGUCAAUAACGUAAAAUGGGUUCUCAAACGCUAGAAAUUCUGCGUCAAGGAUUCUGGGCAUCGUUCACUGGAGGAUGGUUUUUCGAUCCACGCCAAGAAAUAUUUUGCAACACAUUUCAUUUAUAUUUAUGGAUGUAUCUGCUGCUACUUCCGUUUGUGUUGUUCUUGACGACUGGGCCGAGCAAUAUUUCAUUACUGCUUUAUCCAAUCAUAAUUCUUUUAACAUUUAUUGUCUUGAAAUUUAUCAAUGUAAGACUUCAUUUGAUGUUUGAUGGGGAGGAAGUUAUAAAUGAAGUAAAUGAAAGUAAAGAUAGAGAGACAGAAGAAGGAAAAACAGGAUGUGGAAGUGCACAAAAUCAGGGCGAGGAGAUGAAAAAAUCUGAUGAUAUUGAACUGGAUGUGCUGAAUUUUGCACAAUGUUUCAAGAGUGAAGGUACUGAGCCUGUUUCCAAUGGUACAGAUGAAGCAGUUGAAAAUGAUAUUUCUGAUAAUGGCAUAGAAAAGGAUACAAGACAAACAGUACUAGAACUUGCAAAGCAGGCAGCCGUUGAAGGUGAAGACGAUGAAUUCACAGAAGCUCAAACUAAAAAAGAAGAAGCUGUGGUGAAAAAGAAAGAGAAGAGAGAUUCUGUAACAAGCAAAGAGUGUAUAAGAGGAUCAUCAUCAGGCUUCAGCAGUAUUUCUUCACUAUCUUCAAGUGGUGGGAGAGCAGAGUUGGUUGUUGUUGAUGUUCACAAGAUUACCCAAGUGCAUAAUGACAAAGGUACCAUAGUUGAACAGUUGCAAGGGAAAUCAGAAGAUCAAGAGGAUGCAAAACUUGAAGGUGCAGUGGGAUUUUCCAAGGAGUCUUCCCUGGAAAACUGUGAAGGUGCAACAAAUGGUCCUAUGCAAGAUUCGAAAGAACUAGCUGAUACAACCCCACAGGAUACAAUGGUGCCAGAAGACAUAAAUGGAUCCUCACAAUUUCCGUUGAAUCUGUGGCGACUUGUAGAUUCAAACAGUGACUUGAAUGGCAGUCAUGGGUCAGAACUGAAUUCCAUAAAUGACAAAGCUGUUGCCUCUGAAAAACCUAGAUUCACUUCUGAUGCGAAGUCUGAUAACACACUACGUGUUUCAAACAAAGAGAUUGAUGGCAUUGAAGGGGACUCACAAGACAAAGCUGUUUCAAUGUCAGCCUUAGAAGCAAAUAGCAAUGGGGAGGGUGAAGCAGGCCAGAGAUCCAAAACUAGCCAGGCUGUCUGGUUUUCUCUUCCUGAGAUGGAAAAGACAAACGAAGAUAAUGUCUUUGGACCUGGAGAUGAGGAAGGGUUGCGCCGAGAACUUGCUAAAAAGGUCAUGGCUUCUAGUGAAGGAGACAAUGGGGAUGAUUCUCACUGGAGUACCAGUUUGAAACAUUUAAACGACGGUAGUACAGAAGAAGGAGGCUCUGAUAAAGAAAAAGAUGAGACGAAAAGCGAACCAGAGGCAGAUACGAGACAAGGCUUUGUGGUGGAGCUCUUAGAUUCUUAUGAAGGUAGAAGACUUAAUCGAAGAGGUGCAACGAGGCAGAGUUUUAGAGACUACAUCAGAGAGAGGUCUGAUCGGUCUUUGCGUCUGCGAAGGAGACGGUUGGUUUUAGAAUCCGCAGGAUCAUCACUUCUAGGUCAAGAUGACGAUAGUGGGGACCAAUCCCAGAAUGCAAGUCGACACGUCGCAUUGACUCAUGACGAUACAACAGCAGGAGCUGUGCACUGCUUCAAAGAUGAAUUUGGUAUCUGGCACACUUACGUAUUUGGAGAUGAAGGGGGAGAAGUUGAGGCAAGUGCCACUCAGUCGACUGACCAUUCGAUUGGAUCUACUUUGAACAGAGACAUGAGGUCCUCCUCAAGAAGAGGUGCAGAGUCCGGUAGUACUCAAGCCUCCCUAACCGACCGCGAUUUAUUUGAAUCAGUUUACCAAGAAGUCCGUUUAUCCCACUUACUAUCAGGGGGUGUGGAACCUAGGCCAUGGGCGCAGUUUGCAUCACCUGGAAGUAUGAAAGUCUCAGCGUCAGAGCUGCCUCCGCGGCGAUACUACAAGCUGCAUGUCUAUAGCUCGUUUUUUGUGAAAAUAUGGUUCGAUCGAUUGGCACUGCUUGCCUUACUAGACAGAAACAAAACAUUGUUGGAAACAGUAAUCGCCAUAUUGUUUGGUGGUCUGACUGCAUGGCUUGGCUACAUGUUGCUAUCACGUGACUACGUGUAUGACUUGUGGAUAUUCAUUCUUUGCUUUGUCAUAGCCAAAUGCCAGUUCUCCCUUCUCAAGAGCGUGCAGCCGGACUCAGCAUCUCCCGUGCAUGGUCACAACAAUGUGAUUGUAUUCAGUCGUGCAGCCUAUUUUUGUUGUGUGGCUGCCAUGAUACUGUUAUUAGACGAAGCUUCGAAAAGCAACCCAACUGCGCCGAAAUUAUAUGGAAUUAAUAUUUAUUCGAAAGCAACCCUAGAGUUCACCAGAGAUGCACUAAUUGGUUUCCUGCUGGCUUUUCCAGUGAUAUUUGUUUUUGGUUUACUUCCGCAAAUCAAUACUUUCACGAUGUAUUUCUUGGAACAGCUAGAUGUUCAUUUGUUUGGAGGGACAUCGAUGACAAGCCUCCAAGGAUCAUUUUAUUCCAUCUUCAAAAGUGUAGCUUCCGUUGGCUUUCUCUAUGGUUUCUGCUAUGCAGCUAUGAAGACAGAGUCAAAAGCCCAACACAUUCUGUUUUCGAUUUAUUGUGGACUUCUUACUGCUGUUUCCUGUCAUCUAAGUCGAUGCACAAGUGAUCCAUUAGUUCUGUGGGAAAUUUUCAAGUCAAAAGUUCUCAGAAUGGAUUUGAGGAAUGAAGAAGGAGACCCACUUCCUGAGAAGCUCAGAAAGACAGUGCUCAAGAGACUUGGAAAUGACAUCAUUGUGUCCACGGGGAUUAUCAUCAUAGUCUUUGCUGUGCACGUGAGCACAAUGUUUACUAGAUUGCAGCCUAAUAUAAGUUACAUUCUCUUUGGCGAAGUGGCUGUUUUGGGUAUUGUCAACCACUACCUCAUACCACAACUGAGAAAGCAAUUACCUUGGCUCAUUGGCUCUUCUCCAGUCUUGAAAUCCAGCGAAUAUGACAUUUAUGAAGCCUUCAAUGUUGCUCACAUUAUGUGGUUUGAGCGCGCUUACGUUUGGCUUUGUGUCGUCGAAAGAAAUGUUCUGUACCCUUUGACGUUCAUUAACUGCCUUACAAGAGACGCUCACCUCAUUACUGGAAAGUUCGGGCCAGUUAUCGGAUCACUGAUCAUCACAAUAACAGGAAUGAAGCUGCUGCGAUCGAGUUUCACUGCAACUGCGAGGCAGCAUAUUGUCCUUAUUUGGACUGUUCUUUUCUUCGAGUAUGACUAUCGUGGCAAUUCCGAGACGUUCCCAAUUGAUUAUUUUAUAAUGUCAAUCUUCGUCGACAAGGCCAUCGAUUUGUUAUUGAAAUUCCGCUUCAUUCUAACGUACACAGCACCAUGGCAGAUCACAUGGGGAUCGGCAUUCCACGCUUUCGCGCAACCUUUCAGCCUGCCUCAUUGCGGUAUGCUGUUCCUUCAAGGAGUUAUUUCUGCUUUUCUGUCAGCUCCACUCAAUCCGUUUCUGGGCAGCGCAAUUUUCAUUACGUCAUAUGUUCGUCCUACCAAGUUUUGGGAAAAGAAUUAUAACACUAAAAGAGCUGAUCAUUCGAAUACACGGCUGUCAUCUCAUUUGGACAACAACCCUUGUUCAGAUGACAAUAAUCUGAAUUCGAUUUUCUACGAGCAUCUGUCACGCUCCUUGCAGCAUAGUUUAUGCGGUGACUUGAUGCUUGGAAGAUGGGGCAAUGUCUCAAGUGGUGACUUCUUCUUCGUUGCAUCUGACUAUUUGAAUGCUCUUGUUCACAUUGUUGAGCUGGGAAAUGGAUUCGUCACCUUUCAGCUUCGUGGCCUUGAGUUCAGAGGUACAUACUGUCAGCAAAGAGAACUCGAAGCUAUCACAGAAUGGGCGGACAAUGAUGGAGGUUGUUGCUAUGGCUCCUCCUCAAGCUGUGGUUUCUCUCGCCUCUUGUCCUGCAAAGCGGCAUUUAAUCAGAGAUGGCUUGCCUGGGAGGUUAUACAGAGCAAAUACAUCCUCGAGGGCUACAGUGUCAGCGAUAAUACUGCCACAUCCAUGUUCCAAGUUUUUGAUCUUCGAAAGAUUUUCAUUACUUACUAUGUAAAGGCUAUUAUUUUCUACGCGCUCAAGUCACCUAAACUGAAAAAUUGGAUUUCGGAUGAAAGAUUGAUGAGUUCACUCGCUGAAACUAGAAAACAGAGUUUCGUCGACCGAGAUGCUGUCUUUCGCGCGAUGACUGACGAAGAUUAUGACGUCAGGCCAAAUGGGGUCUCGAGAACAAGUUUUUGCUCUGUAUAUCUUGACUGGAUAAAAUACUGCAACAAUCAGCUAGAGGAGAGUAUCGAAGAACACAACGAGGAUUCAAACUUGGUCACCCUGUGCUUUGCUUUGUCUCUUCUUGGAAGGAGAAUGUUCUUCACGGCCUCACAUCAACCAGCUACAACGCUAAAGUCAUUUCUACAUGGCCUUCAUGCCCUAUUCAAAGGCGAUUUCCGGGUCUCAUCCUCCAAAGACGAAUGGGUUUUUGCAGAUCCGGAUAUGGAACUACUCAGAAAAGUUAUUUCACCAGCUGUGAAAAUGUCAGUCAAGUUACAUCAGGACCAUUUUGUAUGCCCAGAUGAAUAUGACGAUAACGUGGUGUUGUAUGACGCAAUAUCAUCUCAUGAUGAAAAGUUUGUUAUUUCGCACGAAGGCGACCCUGUAUGGAGACAGGCUGUUCUAAACAACAAGCCAACACUUCUUGCUUUGAGAUAUGUUAUUGACGAGGGUAAUGAUGACUACAGAAUUAUCACUUUAAACAAGAGAUUCCUGACGUUUAGAAUUGUCAAGGUCAAUCGAGAGUGUGUUCGCGGUCUGUGGGCAGGUCAGCUUCAAGAACUCAUUUUCUUACGUAAUCGAAACCCGGAACGAGGCUCGAUUCAGAACGCCAAGCAAGCAUUACGUAAUAUGAUAAAUUCGUCAUGUGAUCAGCCAAUCGGUUACCCUAUAUACGUAUCGCCGUUGAUAACAUCAUAUGCAGACACAAAUAAACAAUUGACUCAAGUCAUUGGUGGACCAGUUAAUCUUAAUGUGGUAAGUAGGUUUGCUUCAUGGGUAUAUGAACGGUUGGCGCACCGAUAUGGAGGAGCUUGUAAUCCUAGUAGCAAUCCGGAGCCGGAUGACCUUGAGCCUCCCUUAUCAGUCGCAAUCCCUACGUUUAGGCUUGACGAAACAAAAGUUGUUGCUGCCCCACAGCUACCUUUUAGCCGAGCUUCUUCGCACCGCACUAGCUACACAGCUGUGCCUAACCCUCCGAGGAGGUCCUCUUCAUUAGCGUCUGGUGUUGUUUUGCCGCCUACUCGACAGGCCUCGUACGACUGCCAAAAAGUCUGUAUCGCCAAUGCAAAUCUAAUAAUAGAUCCAGUCUCAAGUACUUUCGAGGAAUUGCAGUGGCCAUCAAAUGAACUGAAGGAGUUGGUUAUUCAAGAAUUCGCGGAAAGAAACGCGGAUUGGAAACCGAUAGAGGGAACUGAGUUUGAGGUGGUUCAUGCGUUCAACCAGCCUCGUGCGGAUGUAAAGCAGCGCGGGCACCAGGACGAGACGAUACUACUGCUAAUAUCAACUGAUAAAUAUGUACUGAUCCCCGAAUCGGGAGUGAAUUUCGGGGUUAAUUAUGUCUCAGACGUUUGGAUUUAGUGGUUGAUCUAAUCAACGUUUUUCUCGCGAUAAACACGGGGAUUUAAAUAUUUUCUGGACUCUUCUUUGGCCAUGCUUGAGAAAACUUGACUGGAUAAACAUAGAGAGGUCACUUAUGAGGUUGAAGGGGAUGACAUUUUUGUAUUUUUGUUCCUUUCAUUUUAUUUAUAGUAGACAAAUUUGUGUUUCAUUUUCCCGUUACGAUGCUUCUGUGCUGUCAAAUGGGAUAUUAGAUAGUCUGCGCCCUCGAUAUGCACAAAGUAGCUAGCAGAAUCUUUCAAAAUUUGUGUUUAUAAACAAAAAUUUCGGCCAGUUGUAAUAAAGAAUAUUGCAUUUUAAAUUUUCUUUUUAUGUUCUACAUUACCGAACAACUGUGCCCAGAAAAUCCUUAGAGGAAUUAUCUUCCAGUUUUUGAUUGUAUAUAUCUUCCAUUUUAUACAUUCUUUCGAGUAUUUGAAGUUAUUUUUCUGCUGCUUCAAAAUUCGUAUAUUGUGUCCAUCCAAGACAUUUGUUUUUCACAUCAUAAAGAUCACUGACAUAAAUCGUAAUUAUAUCUGAAGUAUUAAACUGUAGAUUUGCUUUAGAAAAUGAUGGUUAUAUGACUAUGUUGA
Molecule: messenger RNA, 6673 nt
Organism: Rhopilema esculentum
Lineage: Eukaryota; Metazoa; Cnidaria; Scyphozoa; Rhizostomeae; Rhizostomatidae
Product: pecanex-like protein 1
Cellular component (GO): membrane
Source: RefSeq, a predicted model, not a curated record